This is a messenger RNA of Pipistrellus nathusii (Nathusius's pipistrelle), 3363 nucleotides long. Lineage: Eukaryota; Metazoa; Chordata; Mammalia; Chiroptera; Vespertilionidae. The record is from the annotation of a GenBank genome assembly.
AUGGGGUCUGAGGAUCAUGGGGCCCAGAACCCCAGUUGUAAAAUCAUGACAUUUCGCCCAACUAUGGAAGAAUUUAAGGACUUCAACAAAUACGUGGCCUACAUUGAGUCCCAGGGAGCCCACCGGGCAGGCCUGGCCAAGAUCAUCCCCCCGAAGGAGUGGAAGCCACGGCAGACGUAUGAUGACAUCGAUGACGUGGUCAUCCCAGCCCCCAUCCAGCAGGUGGUGACGGGCCAGUCAGGCCUCUUCACACAGUACAACAUCCAGAAGAAGGCUAUGACGGUCGGGGAGUACCGCCGCCUGGCCAACAGCGAGAAAUACUGCACUCCCCGGCACCAGGACUUUGACGACCUGGAACGCAAGUACUGGAAGAACCUCACCUUCGUCUCUCCCAUUUAUGGCGCCGACAUCAGCGGCUCCUUGUACGAUGAUGAUGUGGCCCAGUGGAACAUCGGGAACCUUCGGACCAUCCUGGACAUGGUGGAACGUGAGUGUGGCACCAUCAUCGAAGGUGUCAACACUCCCUACCUGUACUUUGGCAUGUGGAAGACCACCUUCGCCUGGCACACAGAGGACAUGGACCUGUACAGCAUCAACUACCUGCACUUUGGGGAGCCCAAGUCAUGGUACGCCAUCCCACCGGAGCAUGGCAAGCGCCUGGAGCGGCUGGCAAUUGGGUUCUUCCCCGGGAGCUCCCAGGGCUGUGACGCCUUCCUUCGGCACAAGAUGACCCUCAUCUCGCCCAUCAUCCUCAAGAAGUACGGGAUCCCAUUCAGCCGGAUCACGCAGGAGGCCGGGGAGUUCAUGAUCACAUUUCCUUAUGGUUACCAUGCUGGCUUCAACCACGGAUUCAAUUGUGCUGAGUCGACCAAUUUUGCCACCCUGCGGUGGAUUGAUUAUGGCAAGGUGGCCACUCAGUGCACAUGCCGGAAGGACAUGGUCAAGAUCUCCAUGGACGUCUUCGUGCGAAUCCUGCAGCCAGAGCGCUAUGAGCUGUGGAAACAAGGCAAGGACCUCACGGUGCUUGACCACACCAGGCCCACGGCCCUAAGCAGCCCUGAGCUCAGCACCUGGAGCACCUCCCGGGCCUCACUCAAGGCAAAGCUCCUCCGCAGACAAAUUAGUCUGAAAGAAAGCAGACACUGGAAAAAGACUGAGGAGGAGAGGAAACCAAAUCUAGAGAGGAAGAAAGAGCAGAGCAAAAAGCCGGGCCUGUCGUCUCACCGGAAACGCAGUCAGACCAAGAAGCCCAAGCCGGAAGACCCCAAGUUGCCCGGGGAGGGGUCGGCUGGGGCAGCUCCUCCCGAGGAGACCAGUGGUAGUGCGAAAGAGGAGGCUGCACAGGAGGCGGAUCCCGAGGAUGAGGAGGAGGAUCCCCAGCUGCCACCGCAGGGCCGGGAGGCAGAGGGCACAGAAGAGGACAGGAAGGGCAAACUGCGGCCAGCCAAGGCCAAGAGCGACCGGAAGAAGAAGAGCCCCCUGCACCCUCACCACCCACUCCUACCCGAGCUGCCGCCACCCCUGCCCAUCCAGUUCCCCAGUGAGGAGGUGCUGCCGCCCCCACUGGAGCCCCCAGUGCUGACCCCUGGCCCUGAAGUCACUGAAGAGAGCCCCUUGCCACCGCCCCUCAACGUCAUGCCCCCCGAGGCACCUGGCGAGGAGCUGGAGCCGAAGUCACGCCCCAUCAUCCCUAUGUUGUAUAUGGUGCCCUGGGCCAGCCAAGCCACAUGUGAGAAGGGCCGUGUGUCCUGCCAGCAGGCGUCUGAGCACUUUCCCCAGAAGGGCCCCACCUGGAAGGAGCAGCUAGCCCCCAUGGAGCUGACAGAGCCUGAGGAGGACAGUGGAGCCAGCGAAGUGCAGGCACCGUCGACAUUUUCCAAGUUGAAGAUGGAGAUCAAGAAGAGCCGGCGCCACCCUCUGGGCAAGCCGCCCACCCGGUCCCCUCUGUCAGUGGUCAAGCAAGAGGCAUCCAGUGAUGAGGAAGCAUUUCCUUUCUCCGGAGAGGAGGACAUGAGUGACCCCGAGGCCUUGAGGUCCCUGCUGUCCCUGCAGUGGAAGAACAAGGCUGCCAGCUUCCAGGCUGAGAGGAAGUUCAACGCGGUGGCUGCCCUCGCCGAGCCCUACUGCGCCAUCUGCACCCUCUUCUACCCGUACAGCCAGUCCCUACAGAUGGAGAAGGAGGCCCCGCAGGCCUCCCUCGGGGAGGGCCCUUCUGUACCACCUUCCAAAUGUGGCCGGAAGACACGGCCGCUGAUCCCUGAGAUGUGCUUCACCUCCAGCGCCGAGAACACAGAGCCCCUCCCCGCAAACUCCUACAUCGGUGACGACGGGACCAGCCUGCUGAUCGCCUGUGCCAAGUGCUGCCUGCAGGUCCAUGCCAGUUGCUACGGCAUCCGCCCGGAGCUGGUCAACGAAGGCUGGACGUGUUCCCGGUGCACAGCCCACGCCUGGACUGCGGAAUGCUGCCUGUGCAACCUCCGGGGAGGAGCUUUGCAGAUGACAACAGACAAGAGGUGGGUCCAUGUGAUCUGCGCCAUUGCAGUCCCUGAAGUUCGGUUUCUGAACGUGAUGGAGCGCCACCCUGUGGACAUCAGCGCCAUCCCUGAGCAGCGGUGGAAGCUGAAAUGUGUGUACUGCCGGAAGCGGAUGAAGAAGGUGUCUGGGGCCUGUAUCCAGUGCUCGUGCGAGCACUGCUCCACUUCCUUCCACGUGACCUGCGCCCACGCCGCAGGGGUCCUCAUGGAGCCGGAUGACUGGCCCUACGUCGUCUCCAUCACCUGCUUCAAGCACAAGUCGGGGGGCCACACCGUCCAGUUCCUGAGAGCUGUGUCCUUAGGCCAGGUGGUCAUCACCAAGAACCGCAACGGGCUUUACUACCGGUGCCGCGUGAUCGGCGCCACCACGCAGACCUUCUACGAAGUGAACUUUGAGGACGGGUCCUACAGUGACAACCUGUACCCAGAGAGCAUCACUAGUCGAGACUGUGUCCGGCUGGGACCCCCACCCGAGGGGGAGUUUGUUGAACUCCGGUGGACUGACGGUAACAUCUAUAAGGCCAAGUUCAUCUCCUCUGUGACCAGUCACAUCUACCAGGUGGAGUUUGAGGAUGGGUCCCAGCUGACAGUGAAGCGCGGCGACAUCUUCACCCUGGAUGAGGAGCUGCCCAAGAGGGUCCGGUCACGGCUGUCAGUCAGCACCGGGGCGCCGCGGGAAAGCGCCUUCUCUGGAGAGGACGUGAAGGCCGCCAAGCGCCCGCGAGUGGGCGCUCCGCGAGCCGCCGAGGACGCGGGGCGGAACCCAGACUACCUGGCCUUCAUGGAGAGCCUCCUGCAGGCCCAGUGCCGGCCCAGAGCCGCCUUCUAG